CUAUCUUUGAAUAACUACUCCUUGACCUUGUAAACUUUGUUAUUGGAGGAAGUAAACCAAAAGAAACAAAAGCAAAGACAGCAAAAGGCCGUUUUGUCGUUGCAGUUGAAGUUGCUGUAGUUGCCGUUGUUAAAAAUCUUAAAAAUAGAAAUCACAACCUUCGCCAACCUCUCCCAAGCUGUUGUUACUGUUCCAAUAUCCCACAAUUGAAGGUUUCUUCGGGAAGAUCAUUUGGUCCCCUCUUUCCAUUCUCUCUCUCUCUCUCUCUCUCUCGUACUUUGUUCACAGAAGACUCGUGUUCAUCAUCAAGUCCUCUGGAUAUUUUCGCGAAGAAAGAGAGAGAGAGACAAAGAGAGUUUCUUAAUCUUCAGAGAUCUGGGAGUUCCAUGCAGAGAGGUGAAUAAGUAGAGAAUGGAGAAGAAAGGGGUCUGGUUUUCCGCACUGAAGAAAGCUUUCUGUUUUAAAUUUAAACUCGAGGAAAAGGAAGAGAAGCAGAAAACCCGCAAACCAAGGAAAGGUUGUUUUGGGAAGCUCACUAAACGGGCUCCAGUUUCUUCAUCCAAAGAAAUUGCUUUGGCUAUUUCUUCCCCUCCCCCUGCUCCUGCUAUUCCUGAUCCUCUCCCUUCGGCUUCCAUUGAAGAAGAUGUGAAGUUGACCGAAACCGAGAAUGAACAGAACAAGCAUGCUUUUUCGGUGGCAAUCGCCUCCGCUGUGGCUGCAGAAGCGGCUGCUGCAGCUGUUCAGGCUGCUGCAGAGGUUGUUCGGCUCUCUACUUUUACAUGUUCUUCUGGAAAAUCGGAAGAGGAAAUUGCAGCUGUCAUGAUUCAGACUGCAUUCCGUGGAUACUUGGCAAGGAGGGCAUUGCGGGCUUUAAGGGGAUUGGUGAGAUUGAAAUCAUUUAUAAAAGGACAAUCUGUCAACCGCCAAGCGGCCACCACAUUAGAAUACAUGCAGACUCUAGCUCGUGUGCAGUCUCAGAUUCGUGCAAGGAGAAAUCAAAUGUUGGAGGAGAACCAGGCUCUCCAGCGGCAGCUCCAACAGAAACGUGAUAAAGAGCUUCAGAAGUUAAGAAAUUCUAUGUCAGGAGACUGGGAUGAUAGCACACAAUCUAAGGAGCAAGUUGAAGCAAAACUACAGAUCAGGCAAGAAGCUACUAUGCGAAGAGAAAGGGCAUUGGCUUAUGCAUUCUCCCAUCAGCGAAUGUGGAAGAUUUCUUCGAAAUCCGCAAAUUCAACAUUUAUGGAUUCGAACAAUCCUCAUUGGGGUUGGAGUUGGUUAGAGCGAUGGAUGGCAGCCCGUCCAUGGGAGAACCAAAGUGUGAUGGAUCACAGUGACCGUGUAUCUGUAAAAAGCACUGCAAGCCGUGCCAUUUCUGUUGGAGAAAUCACCAAAGCUUAUUCUCGUCGUGAUCUUAACCAGCAUAAUAAGCCCUCUGUUAUUGGAAAAAAACCAAGCCGACCUCCUAGCCGCCAAUCCCCUUCAACUCCCCCUUCAAAGGCACCACCUUCAUCAUCAGUAACCGGGAGACGAAAGACACAUAGUCCCAAGGGGAGUGGCUGGAGUGGGGAUGAUGACUUGAGGAGUAUGCUCAGUGUCCAAUCAGAUCGUUGCCGCCGGCAUAGCAUCGGAGGUUCAUCAGUGAGGGAUGACGAGAGUCUUGCUAGCUCACCUACAAUUCCAAGUUACAUGGCACCAACACAAUCGGCAAAGGCCAGGUCCCGCCUGCCAAGUCCAUUAGGACCAGCCAAAAAGGGUACACCGGAGAAGGGAUCGGCCGGUUCUGUGAAGAAACGUCUCUCAUUCUCUGCCUCCCCUGUUGGACUGAGAAGGCAUUCCAGCCCUACUAAGGUGGACUUUACCUCCAACAAGGACAUUGGAGCGGAUACAGGGAAUUAUAUCGAUACUGCUGGGACCAGGUAAUGGGGGGAGACAAAACAAAUUGUGGGUUUAGGCCGAGUGUACAUGAAAAGAUUGGGCAUAACAUGGGUUGCGAGUUUGAUCUUCAUUUUCAUCUUGUUCUUUUCCAGAGUCUGCUUCUGUUAGAGAGAUGCCAUGGAAGAGGAAGAUACAAUCUCUAUGGCAAUGAUUCCUGAUAUGCAUAGAUGUAAUGUUGUGGGGAUUUAUUUUCUUUAAUCAUUUUGUUUUUGUCUCAUUUUAUAAAGUGGGGUUCUUGAGAUUGUGACAAAAACCUGGUGUAACACGUUCAUUUAAUGCUUUGCGGUUUCCUCUCUCUUUCUUUAAA
This is a messenger RNA of Juglans regia (Persian walnut), 2242 nucleotides long. Its product is annotated as protein IQ-DOMAIN 1-like. The transcript is spliced from 6 exons. NCBI's taxonomy places the organism in Eukaryota, Viridiplantae, Streptophyta, Magnoliopsida, Fagales, Juglandaceae. Bases 412 to 1920 code for a protein of 502 amino acids. Gene Ontology annotation, molecular function: protein binding. The record is from RefSeq and is a predicted model, not a curated record.